Messenger RNA from Thunnus maccoyii (southern bluefin tuna), 2444 nucleotides. It is a transcript of the gene chp1, whose product is annotated as calcineurin-like EF-hand protein 1. The record is from RefSeq and is a predicted model, not a curated record. The transcript has 7 exons. Gene Ontology annotation, molecular function: calcium ion binding. NCBI's taxonomy places the organism in Eukaryota, Metazoa, Chordata, Actinopteri, Scombriformes, Scombridae. Bases 292 to 879 code for a protein of 195 amino acids.
UAAUGCCUGCCCACUUCAUAAAACAGGAAGAUAACCUGACCGAAACCCAUAACAUGAAAACACGACGGACCGUACAAAAGCUGUAAUAGUAGAACUGAAUAACCGCCGACCUACAUCGCUAGGAGGACAGAAAACGGCAGAUUGGAUUAAACUCUUGCUGUAACGGCUGUUUGUUCACAGCAGGGCGAGCGAGGCAGUUUUUUUUUAGCUCGCUAAGUUAGCCUGCUUGCUAGGGUCCGGGUCGAGAUUAUUUCACAGCUGGUUUGGUUGCUCAAUCCAAAACGUUUCACCAUGGGCUCCCGAGCGUCCACGUUACUGCGAGAAGAGGAAAUUGAGGAAAUUAAGAAGGAGACUGGCUUCUCCCACAGUCAGAUUACUCGCCUGUACAGCCGCUUCACCAGUCUGGAUAAAGGAGAAAACGGCACCCUCAGUCGAGAAGAUUUCCAGAGGAUCCCGGAGUUGGCUAUUAAUCCUCUGGGAGACAGAAUCAUCAAUGCCUUCUUUCCUGAAGGGGAGGACCAGGUUAACUUCAGAGGUUUCAUGCGGACCUUGGCUCACUUCAGACCCAUAGAGGACAAUGAGAAGAACAAGAACGCUGCUGCCAGUGAGCCACUCAACAGCCGGACAAACAAGCUGCUAUUUGCUUUUCGUCUGUAUGACCUGGACAGGGAUGACAAAAUCUCACGGGAUGAGCUGCUUCAGGUUUUAAGGAUGAUGGUUGGUGUAAACAUUUCAGAUGAACAGCUAGGCAGCAUUGCUGAUAGGACCAUCCAGGAGGCCGACACGAACGGAGAUAACUCCAUUUCCUUCAAUGAGUUCAUCAAGGUUUUGGAGAAGGUGGAUGUGGAACAGAAAAUGAGCAUCCGUUUCCUGCACUAAGUUUUUUUUUUUUUUUUUAAGUAAAGCUUCAACGUGUCAGUUGAUGUCAGGACACAAUCCCAUCCAGCUUCUCAGCAGGCUGCUGUGGCCCACUCUAGUACCUCCCUCUAGUACACACUCUCAGACCAAGCACUAGGUAGUUAAUAUCAUAGAUCUUGAGUUUCUGCCUUUGCACCGCUCUGUAAACAAAGGGAAAAGUUGCGUGCCUUGGGUUGUUUUAUGCAAUGUUGCUAUGUAUUUCUUUUUCCCAGUAAUGGAACAUUAUUUAUUAGAAACCUUUUAGAGGGUCACAGUUCGUACCACUGCUGUUCCACUUUCACAUGAAAACUGAUUUUAUAGCACUGUACCAUAAAGCAUUUUGCUAUUGCAGUGAGUAAGUUUAUCAUAAGUUUACUCAUGCUGUUCCAUGGAAAUUUAGCACAUGCUGCGUCCUCGUCCGUAUAAAUAUGCAACGGUUCAAAGUGAAACUUGUAAGAUGUGUGACUCCAUUUAAAAACAGACAGUGUUUUUAAUACUAACAGGAUCUAAUGACUCCUUCUCUUCGACUUGUGGCAGAGCAAGUCUGACCAGCCAACUCUAAGUUUGUCCCUCGAAGCAAAGCAGGACCUGCUCCACUGAUAUUUUGUGUUUUACUCACUAAAGUGCCAUGGCUUUGGUUCCUACUUGUAAAUUAAUAUCUCAACGGUACACCGGAACCUAUGGCCAUGUUUGAGUGUUUUGUUUUCUUGUGGCUUAAGCCAGCUACUGCCAAUAGAUUGUAAUGACCUGUUUCGAUUGUUGGACGUCAACCAAAGUGAGUUUGACCAUCCUUCAAAAGCCAGUAACCACCUGGGGCCUGUUGGAGCCACUGCUGAGUCAGCAUGUUUAUAAUGUGAUAUUUUUAAAAAAAUAAUGCUUAUUAAUUUACAACUAAAAACUGUUGUAACAAAAAAUUAUGGUAAGAAUGGAGAUUUCACACAGAAUGCUGCCAUCACUUUGGAUAGUGUGUCUUCCCAAGUGGCUGUUCUGACAACAUAGUCCAUUUGUAAAAUUGUAUCACGAGGACCAUUGUGGCCUACUUUCAAAAAAUGUUUUCCCCAUAAUAGAGACUUUAUAAGGCUCUGGCCAACAGUGUCAGGUCCUUCGGUGGAAAUUGGGCUGUGGACCAGUUAGUUUGCAGAUUUAGGACAGGUGAAACCAAGAUAACAUGCUAUGCUUCUCUUUGAAUGAUCAGUGUCACUGUGGCUGAGAAAAAAUGUUUGUUGAUAUUUGUCUUGCAAUUUCUUUCCCCAUCGAGCUAGUUCCAGAUACUAAAGUUGAUUAAAUGCAUUAGAAAUAUAUUUUCUGUACUGGCUCGUGUACAUGAACUGGAGUGUAGAUGUAUGACCCAUUUAAUCUUUAAUGUGAGUUUGUUAAAUCAUUAUGAGAACACCCUCCAGCAUAUGAGUGCAUGAAGUACAAUGUGACCAUUUUAUUGAUCAUUAUGUGAUUAUCAAUCAGAUGAUUCACAUGUUAUGUGAUGUUGGUCUAUAGGUAUUAUUACAGUGAUUCAUGAAUUUGAUUUGAAUAAAGUAAGUGCCAUGUUU